GACUCCACCUAAGCGCGGACUAGUAGCAGUGGAGUAUCCCGCGGUGAACUCAUAUUUAGCCUUAUUUUGGGAGAGUGAGUUGAACUCUCUAGCGGCACAUCAUUCCAGUGUAAUUAGCGGCACUGUGCCGUUCUUAGCUUGGAAGUAAAGAAUGUAUCCGAGAACGUAGAGUGAAGAAGAGAGAAUUUCCUGUGAUCUCAGAUCAUGGCUUAAAGCCUGGUUACAUUGAAAGGCGACUUGUGUUUUAGGAGGGCGUGUGACUCGUUUGUUGUUGGAAACUGAGUACUUCGUCCCCCUUGGACACCGCAGAUAGGUGUAAAAAAUCGAAGCUUCAGUAGCUAUGGCAGGAGGCGAUUUGAAGAAGGGCUUUAAGUAUGAUGUUUUGACGUUUCUGGCAAUAGUAGUGUGGAUGGGAGGACUCCAUCUCAACGUCCUGGUUGUUGGCAUCUGUUUAGCAAACCUGCGCAGUCAUUGGGCACUCACAUUGUUGGCAUUCUGGAUUGCACUUAUCUUCAUUCCUGUUCGACCUAACGGUGGACUAGGACAGGCUGUAGCGAGAUAUAUAUGUAAAUACGCACCGGCAUAUUUUCCCAUAAAGGUGGUUUUCGACGACGAGAAUGCAUUCGAUUCGAAAAAAUCUUAUGUGUUUGCAGCAGAGCCGCAUUCUUUGCUACCAAUUGGUAUCAUAGCGUUGCAGCCACUAUCUGGGAACCUUCCAGUCCCCAAUUUGCGUGCACUUGCUACCUCAGCGGUUUUUUGGACACCAGUUGUGCGGCAUGUUUGGUCGUGGUUAGGUGUGUCUCGCGUCACAAGGAAGUUCAUGACAGAGUUUCUCCAAAAAGGGACGAGUGUCAUAAUUAUACCAGGGGGUGUUCAAGAGUGCCUGUAUAUGGAACGUGGGCGUGAGGUGGUAUACCUAAAAAAGAGGUACGGAUUCGUCAAGGUAGCCUUAGAGACUGGCUCACUCAUUGUGCCUACCUUCUGCUUUGGUCAGACAAACUGCUACAAAUGGUGGAAACCUACAGGACAAUGGUAUAGCCGACUGUCCCGAAGAAUUGGAUUCACGCCUCUCGUUUUUUGGGGUAGAUACGGAACACCAAUUCCAUUUCGAACACCUAUGACCUAUGUGAUCGGAAAGCCAAUUGAAGUUGUGAGGAAUCCAAAUGCAUCUCAUGAAGAGGUGGCUAAGGUCCUCGAACAGUAUAUUGAAGCCGUUGAAAGAUUGUAUGAAAACCACAAAGCUGCAUUGGGGUUCAAAGAUAGCCCAUUAUUUGUGUAUUGAUCGUUUUAUUGUCCCAUUUAGUCGCAUAUACUUUCUCUCUCUGUUUCUCAAGCACAAGGCAUUCAUCCUUAACAUUUACAAGUAAGGGCGGUGUAAUUAUGUAGCAAUUAUUCUAAAACAAUGGGGCCAAUUCUGAUUCUUAAA
Physcomitrium patens is the source of this 1426-nucleotide messenger RNA. RefSeq names its product diacylglycerol O-acyltransferase 2. Gene Ontology annotation, biological process: triglyceride biosynthetic process. Gene Ontology annotation, molecular function: diacylglycerol O-acyltransferase activity. The record is from RefSeq and is a predicted model, not a curated record. Gene Ontology annotation, cellular component: endoplasmic reticulum membrane. NCBI's taxonomy places the organism in Eukaryota, Viridiplantae, Streptophyta, Bryopsida, Funariales, Funariaceae.